Molecule: messenger RNA, 628 nt
Organism: Hibiscus syriacus
Lineage: Eukaryota; Viridiplantae; Streptophyta; Magnoliopsida; Malvales; Malvaceae
Product: oleosin 16.4 kDa-like
Exons: 1
Coding region: 37-561 (174 amino acids)
Biological process (GO): response to freezing; lipid storage; seed oilbody biogenesis
Cellular component (GO): monolayer-surrounded lipid storage body; membrane
Source: RefSeq, a predicted model, not a curated record
UUGUCGCUUAAAAGACCCUAAAACAAAAUUUCAUCAAUGGCUGACCGUGACCGUGACCGCUCUAUCCAGGCCCAAAUCCACCCACAGCACCGGUUCGACCAGGUCGUUCGCGGCGGCAAUUACUAUCAAUCCGGCGGAGGACCCUCAACAAGCAAAGUCCUAGCAGCCCUCACCCUCCUUCCCGUAGGUGGAACCCUCCUUGCAUUAGCCGGCUUAACCCUAACCGGCACCGUCAUCGGCCUAACCGUGGCGACGCCGCUCUUCGUCAUCUUCAGCCCGGUUCUCGUCCCGGCCGCCCUCACGAUCACAAUGGCGGUGUUCGGUUUCUUGUCGUCGGGCGCCCUGGGAGUGAUCGGGCUGUCGUCGCUCUCUUACGUGUUUAAACGUUUGAGGCCGGGUACAGGGGGCGAGCAGGUUGACAUGGAUUGGGCCAAGAGGGGCAUGCAAGACCUGGUGGGGUAUGCAGGGCAGAAGACCAAGGAAGCCGGGCAGAAGACGAAGGAAGUCGGGCAGAACAUCGAGAACAACUACAAGAGCCAUGAUCAGGGCGUCAGGGCUUAGUGCUUGCAUGUAGUAGAAUGCACUUAAUUACUGUUGUUUUUCAUUUUCAAGGGUCAGUUUGUUGUCU